Molecule: messenger RNA, 290 nt
Organism: Mesoplodon densirostris (Blainville's beaked whale)
Lineage: Eukaryota; Metazoa; Chordata; Mammalia; Artiodactyla; Ziphiidae
Product: large ribosomal subunit protein eL38
Exons: 1
Coding region: 33-245 (70 amino acids)
Biological process (GO): protein-RNA complex assembly; translation
Cellular component (GO): ribosome; cytosolic large ribosomal subunit
Molecular function (GO): structural constituent of ribosome
Source: RefSeq, a predicted model, not a curated record
GGUCCUGCCCGUGCUCUCCACACCUCGUCGCCAUGCCUCGCAAAAUUGAGGAAAUCAAGGACUUUCUGCUCACAGCCAGACGAAAGGACGCCAAAUCGGUCAAGAUCAAGAAAAAUAAGGAUAAUGUGAAGUUUAAAGUUCGGUGUAGCAGGUACCUUUACACCUUGGUCAUCACAGACAAAGAGAAGGCAGAGAAGCUGAAGCAGUCCCUGCCCCCAGGUUUGGCAGUGAAGGAGCUGAAAUGAAUCAUGCACACUGAUUUGAACAGUAUUAAAAUUUUUAAAAUUCUC